UCAUCUCAUCUUCUCCUAUGUCCAUAUAUGGUAUGUUAUCAGUCUUCAGAUAUACCAAAAGUAAUAUAUACAGUAUCCAUAAAAUAAAUAUAAAUAUAAAAGUAUUUUAAUAAGUCCUGUCUGUAUUUGAAUCCAGUCGUCUGUGGUGCUUAGCGCCCCCUCACUGUGGGUCAGAAAACCAGGGUGACUCCACAGCUGAGAGAUCAAUAACUGUAAAAGCCUCACGGAGCUCAGGGUCAAACAUGAGCCGUCCCUCUGCUGCCUGCUCAGCGCUUUCUCUUCGAGCUGCCACUGUUGGAAACUGCACUCAGGCUUUAAAGUCACAGAUGAAAAGAUUUACAUUUCCAUCUCUUUUUUUUUUUCUUUCUAAUUUUGCUUCUGUUUUUGACAUUCAGUGAUAAGAAGAGACAUUUGAGGGCGGGGCUACGACACUAGAGGAAAUCAGUUGAGCCUUUUUUCUUUGAGCAGUUAAAUUUAAACCAUUCAAUACCUAUAUUGAUGAUAUUCUAAUUAAACGAAGGAAGAAAAAAAUGAAAACAUAACUAGGUUAUCUCGUCCGAAAAAUAUUGAAUCUGAUAUUUAUUUGACAUAUAAUAGCAACAACUCCCCUGCAGGGGUCAGGCUAGAUCACCCUCCACUUUGGAGACCACUGGCUUAUCUUUUCUAUCCCAUUGUAUUGAACAGGUUUAGUCCUUUAGUACAGAAAAGGUUCCUAAAUAUGUCGGUCAACCAAAUAUUCACCGAGGAAAUACUUGAAACAUCAACUGUUUCUGUUCCUAUAACUUCAUCAACAAUGGUUCACACCUCUUUCAUUCACACUCACACUCGACCCAGGUCGUAUCUGACUCCAGUGAGGGACGAGGAGGCAGAAUCUCAGAGGAGAGCCAGGUCUCGUCAUGCCAGACAGACCCGCAGGUCGACACAGGGGGUGACUCUGUCAGACCUCAGAGAAGCUCAGAAGACGAAGAACCUGUCUCCUCCUCAAGACCGACCGCUGGAGGACGGAGCCUCUCAGUUUGACAGGUCCUGUCAGAGGAAAGGCUUCACAGACCAGACAGUCAAGAGUCCACUGACAGAGGUUACUGAAACCACUGACACCAAGACAGUAUCCAGCAACGUGGAUGAGCAGGGAAACGUUGAACCCAGAUGUGAAAGCCUCACAGAGAGUCCGACAAGAAGCCGUUCAUAUCUGCCUGAUGCUAAAGCCUGUGGUCUGGCCCACUGUAACACCUCCUUCAGAGUUCCUGAGAGGUGGUGGAGAGAUGAAAACCAGAAUCCCGUGGAGGUUCCCACACAGCAGCACCAGAGACCAUGUAGCCCUAACAUGAACGACGCAGAAUACUACGGAGCAGAACAUGACAGGCUGUCCAGGUACGACUCCAGCGGAGAAAGCGUGACGGAGAAACCUCUGGGUCGCACCAGCUCUUAUACACGGAGAGAGACAAGACUGGCUGCUCUGAAUCAACAGGAACAAGAUUCCACCCGCACGGACUACAAAAAGAUGUACGCUGAAGCUCUGCAUGAGAAUGAGAGGCUAAAGUCCAGGCUACAGGGCAGCAAACAGGAGCUCGUCAAAAUACGAGCCCAGUUGGAGAAGGUCACACAGAGACAAGACAGAAUAUCGGAGAGGUCUUCAGUGCUUGAAUCCGAGAAAAGGGAAAAACAAGUACUUGAGAAGAGAGUGUCGGACAUGGAGGAAGAGUUAAAGGUCUUAACAGAGCUCAAGUCAGACAACCAGAGGCUAAAGGAUGAGAACGGAGCGCUCAUCCGAGUCAUCAGCAAACUGUCCAAAUGAACCGCGCUGCCCGUGGUUCUACAUGACAGUCUGUGGAUGUUCUAUCACUGACUGCUCUGUACAAGUUUCCACAACACGUCACGACACCUCGGCUCCCCCCUGAGGAGGGAGGAGGAACAACAAAGGUGGAUAAGUGGAGAUGAAUUAUUUUCACUCCGAUCGUUUCAGCUUUUUUGAGACACACACACACACACAGUAUUUCACUUCAUCCACACAGGGACCAUAACAUUAUGAACACAGUCUGAAGGUGCUGACUCUGAUAUGAUACUCACUAUUAUCACACACUGAAAUGUCACUUUCACAAGUAUUUGUUAUGUUCUACUUCAAGUUAUUGUGUUGUGUUUUUUUUAUACUACUGACAUUAUUCGCUGCAGAAGAACACAUACACACUCUCACACACACACAGAGAUAUAUACAUAUAUAUGUACAUAUGUUUACAUAAGUUUGUAUAUGUAUAUAUGUGUGUGUGUGUGAGUUGCUACUCAACAUUUUUGAAAACAUAUGGGUUCUAUGUUGUUAAUUCAAUUCAAAACAUUCUGUUCAUUGAAUUCAUAUUCAAUCACGUCUCUCUUCACUAAAAAUGAGAGUCUUAAAUGCAAUUAUACACAGUCUGAAUUAUUACAAACCGUAUUUAGGUGAGGAUUAAUUAAACACCGUCGACUCACGUUACACUUUAUUUCUACAUUUGAUAACACUGUGAUGGCUCGAACCAAGCUACAUGUACAGUACGUCGCUUCAAUGCAGUCCUGAUGUUUAGUUGUUUAUUCGGAGCAUUAGCAUGAGUUCAAGAGGACGCACUUCUGAGAUUAUUAUUACUAAUUAUUACUUUUUUUUAAUUAACCAGUUGAUUAUUAAAAAGAAACCCAAGGGCAUAAAAAGAAAAAGAUAUAAAGUAACUGUCCAGCUGCAUCGACAAAUUUCUAAUUAAUCAAUCUGUUCUACAGGGGUUUUAAUAAACGUAAAUAUGCUAAAGAAUGUUACAAUUAUUAUUUGUAAAACUGAGAUAUUAGCGAAAAACCAUAAAGACGAAGGACGUCCGAUAUUAGAAUAUUAUGUAACAUCUGUAAGAACCAUUAUUGGUUUUUCCUCCGAUAUUAAAAUCCCGAUAACGCAAUGCCUGGGUUUGGCCAAAUGAUGUGUGCCCUAAAAAUAGUUGUGAGGAUAAACGGCUGUAUAUUAAAGUGAAAGUCAAUAGAUGGCACUAUUGCAGUUUAUUUAAUUAAUCUAAUUACUACCAGGUCUAUAUCGGUAGAAUAUAAUCAGGGAGUCCAGACACUAAUUCACUACACCAGCAGAUCUGUUGACCAAUUACAGCCAUCUUUAAAAACAUUUAAAGAGCUCGACAGUGCUAGCUUCAGAGUCUCACCUUUUUCAUAUAUAUAUAUUUAAAUGUUUUUGUUUUGUUUUAUUGCUUUGUUUAUAACACACCUUUUUUAAAGCAGAAUGGUUACACCUAAUUUCCCAAGUGUGGUUUUGUAAAAGCGUUAUACUAUAUUUAUUUAUUUAUGAAUGUACUGGUUAUCGUUACACUUUGUUUACUAGUGUUUUCUAUCACAACAGUUCAGUGUUCUCUUUUAUCUGUUGUCUUGUAGGAGGACACAUUCGUCACUAAUCGUUGCAGCCAUAAAAAUAACAUUUAUUUAAAAUUUUAAUUGUCAGUAUUGACUUAAUUCAAACGCGACGUUGACUCGGAGUUUCAGUCAUAAUCUGAAAUUAGCUAAAUAUGUAAACAAGAGGCAUCAGAGCUGAUUUGAGUCACGGACCGUGUUGUUCUCAAGGACCGGUCUUUUUAAAAAAAGAAAAAAAAGCACCACAAA
Molecule: messenger RNA, 3612 nt
Organism: Cynoglossus semilaevis (tongue sole)
Lineage: Eukaryota; Metazoa; Chordata; Actinopteri; Pleuronectiformes; Cynoglossidae
Product: protein phosphatase 1 regulatory subunit 12B-like
Exons: 10
Coding region: 719-1795 (358 amino acids)
Cellular component (GO): cytoplasm
Molecular function (GO): protein kinase binding; enzyme inhibitor activity; phosphatase regulator activity
Source: RefSeq, a predicted model, not a curated record